This is a messenger RNA of Diachasma alloeum, 1767 nucleotides long. RefSeq lists its product as uncharacterized. The record is from RefSeq and is a predicted model, not a curated record. The transcript is spliced from 3 exons. Bases 356 to 853 code for a protein of 165 amino acids. NCBI's taxonomy places the organism in Eukaryota, Metazoa, Arthropoda, Insecta, Hymenoptera, Braconidae.
CCAUGUCUUUCGGUUUGUUUUGAUCUCAGUGGAAACUAUUUGGUAUCCACUCUGCUUACUGCUCAAUGCUCAGUCGUGUUGUGAGUGUCAAGCUGGCAUAUAAUCGCGAAGAGCGUUCAUAAAUCAGUGAUAAUAAAAAGUAGAAUAAUAAGUGACGAUGAUUCAAGUGCAGAUCCCAAUACAUUCAUGUUUUCCCAGUGUGUAUAUUGCGGUGAUUACUUUUUGAGAUUGAGAGACUAUCGAAGCCAUUCCUGCUUUGCUGGUGUCGAUCCAGACACCCAAGAGGUUUGGAUAAAUGAUGACGACAAGGCAAUGAUUGGAAUGUAGUAAUAUAUAACAUUUCAAUGCAUUUGAUAUGUUGCUCAUUCAUGUAUGUGAUAUUUCAAUGAACGUCUCUUCUGAUGGAACAAUCAGUAACGCUCGUUUCCUCAGGGCUAAUAAGAGGCAAACAUCACAGGAUCAGGAAGAGACUUGCUCACUGCCUAGACUCAGGGUCCACAAGAAACCAAAAGAGGCAUUCCCCAGACGUCCCCAACCGAUACCCCCCCUUGCCCCCUCAUCAUCUUGUGAGUGCACUCAGCCAGGCCUAUCAGGGCUUGGUAGUGGCACUAAACGUUCUGGAGGAAGUGAUAAAUCCAUGAAAGGGACAAAAAGGAGGAGGUUCAACGCCGAUGAUGUUGCAGUGGCAACUGCAGAAGCCUUACUUGCAACAGCUCCUCUGACGAAUUCCCUGAAUGGAUUCCUCUCAAUGUUGAGAGACUUACUAGAGACAGUCCACCCCGACAUGAGACUGGCUAUUCAGAUAAAAAUUUUGUCCCUGAUCAAGACUAAACUUCCCAAGGACGAUGCAUAAUUCUGGGGGAUCUAAAUCGAUAAUGACGCUGCUACAGGGAAAUAUCGGGGAAGCAAUACUCUAGAAUCGGAGCUCUCCAAGUGUCAUAUCCAGUCAUCUAUUUUUCUGAUAGAUAUGAUCAUUGGCUGGUAUUAAUUAAUGUGUAGCGAUUUCUCUUUCCGAUCAGUCGUUGAUUUUCAUUCCUAUUCUUCCUUUUCUUUCUCCAUCGAUAAUUUAUCAUUUGGAUCUACAUGUUCUGUAUCUAUAUUCAUGUUUUUUCUUCGUUCAAGAUAUACUUCACAGUUGGAGCUUAUUUUCACGUUUUGUUUAAAUUUCUGACAAACUGUUGGUCGGAUUGACAUAGAAAAAUAUCUCGUUUUGGCGUUUUAACAUUAUUCAAUGGCUCCCGGAGUUUCAUCAUCGUGCAACCACUUUUCUGAUUUUUUUCUAAAAUUUUGUAAAUUUUCGAAAAAUUUAGAAAAACGCGGAAAAAUGCUUGCACGAUUAUGAAACUUUGGGAGCCAUCAAAUACUGAUAAAAUGCAAAAACGACAUAUUUUUUCAUGUCAAUCCGAUCAACAGUUUGUCAGAAAUUUUUAAAAACCGUGAAAAUAGGCUCUAACCGUGAAGUACAUCCUUAAGGUUUCUGAUUUCCCGUUCCUUUUGAUGAUUAAAAAUUUAUAAUUUUGACAUAAGUUUUCAUACACUAAUUUAUGAAAUUACUUCUUUUCCUCCAAUCAUUGUUGUUGUUCCGUUUAUGAUUCAUAACGAUUGAAAUUUUUAUUUUGUUUACGCUUUAGUAUUGAUAAUCAUCAUAUGCUGAUUAAGAGUUACUUGACUAUAUUUUGGAUAAUUAUACAUAAAUUUGUGUUGACUUAAUAUCUCGAUGUAUUCGUUGUGUAUUGACGAAAAAAUAUAGCUAAUUACUUCUCAAAA